This is a messenger RNA of Camellia sinensis, 1691 nucleotides long. The record is from RefSeq and is a predicted model, not a curated record. NCBI's taxonomy places the organism in Eukaryota, Viridiplantae, Streptophyta, Magnoliopsida, Ericales, Theaceae.
AUGCCAAACAGAUCUGCCAAGCACCCUGUUAAGGCAUUUGGAUGGGCUGCCCGCAACCCAUCCGAAGUUCUGUCUCCCUUUAACUUCUCCAGGAGGGCGACAGUGGAUGAAGAUGUUAGGUUCAAAAUUCUGUACUGUGGAAUCUGCCAUUCCGAUCUUCACUGCGUUAAGAACGAAUGGGGCAUCUCCGAGUACCCCCUUGUCCCCGGGCAUGAGAUUGUGGGUGUAGUGACAGAGGUGGGUAGCAAGGUACAAAAGUUCAAAGUUGGAGACAAAGUUGGUGUUGGUUGCAUGAGCGUCUACAUAGCCAAGCUGGCCGAGCAAGCCGAGCGCUACGAAGAAAUGGUGGAAUUCAUGGAAAAAGUCUCCUCCACCGUCGUCGCAUCCGAGGAGCUCACAGUGGAGGAGCGCAACCUCCUCUCCGUCGCCUACCAGAACGUGAUCGGCGCUCGUCGUGCUUCGUGGCAGAUCAUCUCCUCGAUCGAGCAGAAGGAGGAGUCUCGCGGCAACGCCGACCAUGUCUCCACCAUCAAGGACUGCAGGUCCAAGAUUGAGAACGAGCUCUCUUCGAUCUGCGACGGCAUUCUCAAGCUUCUUGACACCAAGUUGAUCCACCUCUACACCGUCGGAAUCGAUAUCUGCCUCGUCGGCGACUCCGCCUCCAUGGUUGUCCACGGCCACGACACCACCCUUCCGAUCUCUCUCGACGAAAUGCUCGUCCACUGUGCGGCACCUUCAAGAAUCUCUGCUGGACCCAACAAUUGCUGUCACCCAACACACCAUUCCCACACCCACGAGGAUGGAACCAUGACAUAUGGAGGCUAUUCUGAUCACAUGGUUGCUACUGAGCGCUAUGUGGUUCGGAUUCCUGACAAUCUGCCUCUUGAUGCAUGUGCUCCUCUCCUUUGUGCUGGGAUCACAACUUAUAGCCCCCUAAGAUAUUUUGGACUUGAUAAGCCUGGUCUGAAUUUGGGCGUGGUGGGUCUAGGUGGGCUGGGCCAUGUAGCUGUGAAGUUUGCCAAGGCUUUUGGGCUUAUUGUCACUGUGAUCAGUACCUCUCCUUGCAAGAAGAAGGAAGCUAUUGAACAUCUUGGUGCGGAUUCAUUUCAGAUUAGCACUGACCCUAAUGAGAUGCAGGCUGCUAUGGGCACUUUGGAUGGAAUUAUUGACACUGUCUCUGCAGUUCACUCUCUACUACCAUUGCUUGGUCUGUUAAAGUCUCAUGUAAAGCUCGUCUUGGUUGGUGCACCAGAAAAGCCAUUUGAAUUACCAGCCUUUCCUUUGCUUAUGGGGAGGAAAAUAGUAGCGGGAAGUAACAUUGGGGGUAUGAAGGAGACACAAGAAAUGAUUGAUUUUGCAGGAAAACACAACAUAACUGCGGACAUUGAGGUCAUCCCAGCGGACUAUGUGAACACUGCUAUGGAGCGUCUUUCCAAAGCUGAUGUUAAGUACCGAUUUGUCAUUGACAUUGGAAACACACUGAAAGCUGCCUGGUCUUUACCCUUAUGCUUCCUGAAUUUAGUUUGAUGUAGUGACAUGGUCACCAAUAUGGGAGACUUUUAAGUUGUCUACUGUCUUUAUUUUUUUUUGUAAUGUCGGGCUUUUUGUUACCAAUGUUGGAACAUCUUUUCUACCGGUUACAUCCUGUGUUUCCUAGCCCAACUUAAUUUUUAAGUGCACUUUUGAAGAUC